GCUGAACGUGACCUAGAUUUAAACACGCAUGCGUACUUGUAGAAACUUGUUAGUGAUUCUGGAAAGGGUCUUUUUGUUAGCUAGGUCGAGAGGCUUGAAAUUUGGUGUUUGAAUUCCUUCGUUCUAUAACCGUUUUUUAUCUGCAUACAUUUCGAGUGUCUUUUAUGAAUAAUCAAAAGCAGCAAAAGCCAACGCUUACCGGCCAGCGUUUCAAAACGAGGAAAAGAGAUGAAAAGGAGAGAUUUGACCCUACUCAGUUUCAAGAAAGUAUCGUUCAAGGCUUGAAUCAAACUGGCUCUGAUUUGGAAGCUGUCGCAAAAUUCCUUGAUGCCUCUGGCGCCAAGCUUGACUACCGCCGGUAUGCAGAGACACUCUUUGACAUCCUGGUGGCUGGCGGAAUGCUGGCCCCAGGCGGGAGUAUAUCCGACGACAUGACCCGUACUGAGUUCUGCCUCUUCACGGCACAAGAGGACCUGGAGACAAUGCAAGCAUAUGCUCAGGUUUUUAACAAGCUGAUCCGGCGUUACAAGUACCUGGAGAAAGGGUUUGAAGAGGAGAUCAAGAAGUUGCUGCUGUUUUUAAAAGGGUUCACUGAGUCAGAACGCAACAAGCUGGCCAUGCUCACUGGCAUUCUGCUGGCCAAUGGAAACAUAUCAGCUGCCGUCAUUGGGAGUCUCUUCAACGAGAACGUGGUCAAAGAGGGAGUAUCUGCAGCCUUUGCUGUGAAACUGUUCAAGUCCUGGAUUUAUGAAAGGGACAUCAACGCAGUUGCUAUCGCACUUCGCAAAGUUGGCAUGGACAACAGACUGAUGGAGCUCUUCCCUGCCAACAAGCGGAGCUGUGAGCAUUUCUCGAAGUACUUCACGGAUGCUGGGCUGAAGGAGCUGUCAGACUUUGCCCGGAACCAGGAGGCCAUCGGGUCCCGUAAAGAGUUACAGAAAGAGCUUCAGGAGAUGAUGGGUCGUGGGGACAACUUCAAAGAAGUUAGGGCCGGAAUAAUUGGCUACGUCAGGGAGGAGAUGAAGAAGACUAACAUCUCUGAGCAGUUGAUGAUCGGCAUUGUCUGGUCAAGUGUCAUGAGCUGUGUGGAAUGGAACAAGAAAGAGGAGCUGGUCUGCGAACAAGCCAUCAAACACUUGAAGCAAUACAGCCCUCUCCUCAAGGCCUUCACAUCCCAGGGAGCCUCUGAAAUCCUCCUCCUGGUGAAGAUCCAGGAGUACUGCUAUGACAACAUCCACUUCAUGAAGGCCUUCCAGAAGAUUGUGGUGCUCCUCUACAAAGCGGAUGUUUUGAGUGAAGAGGCCAUUCUGAAGUGGUACGCGGAUGCCCACGUUGCUAAAGGGAAGAGCGUGUUCCUUGAGCAGAUGAAGAAAUUUGUCGAGUGGCUGAAGAAUGCAGAGGAAGAGUCUGAGUCGGAGGAGGAGGAGGAGAACUGAGUCCUCAACCCUCCAGAUGUGCAUUUUAACUACCACAGUAGCAGCAGGAGCAGUAGAAUGGGUUUUAUUUUUUUGUUACAGAAACGCUAGUCUCUCCCAUAUCCCAAUUUAUUUUAAUGUUUUUUCUAUUCUACCUCCUGUUUUCUUUCACCCCUCUGCUACACUUACCUGCAAUUCAAGGGCUGUGAUGUAAACAGUUGACUCCUUAUUUGAUCUCAUUUUAAAACAUACUAGUGCACAGAGUUAAUAAAAUCUCCAACUGAAAAAAACUACAAAUUAAGUGUUAACUUGCUUGUAAAGAAGCAGAGAAGUACCCCCUUGCUAUUAGUAUUACUAGAAUGCCUUCUGUAUUUGGGGAAAUUGAACAUUCCACAUGAUUAAGAUACUUUGUUGUUGCUGCUUCCAGUGUAAAGUGUAAUAACUGUGAUAUUCCCCCAUACUACUGUAUUGGUUUAUAUUGGAGUAGUAUGCCUUCUUGCCACGUGACUUAAAGGCACCCUUAAAAUGAGUCAAUGCCUUUUACGCCAAACGGUUAGCAGUAGCCCUGUCCUCAUGUUAGCUCCUUUCCAGACCUUGGCCUUUUGGAUGAAGCUGUAAUGAACGUUGAAUUGGUGAUCUGAUGAACAUUGUGCAGUGGCGGUCAUCAUGGUAGAACUCCCCUGACCUGAGUGAUGUCCUCUCUGGAAGAUGCAUUGCCAGCUAACUGAUUAAUAUUGGUUACUACUUUUAAUCUGAAACCAAUUGACUUUUUUUAAAGAAAUAAACAUGACUAAAAUUCA
Molecule: messenger RNA, 2215 nt
Organism: Esox lucius (northern pike)
Lineage: Eukaryota; Metazoa; Chordata; Actinopteri; Esociformes; Esocidae
Gene: bzw1a
Product: basic leucine zipper and W2 domains 1a
Exons: 12
Coding region: 165-1436 (423 amino acids)
Cellular component (GO): membrane; cytoplasm
Molecular function (GO): protein binding
Source: RefSeq, a predicted model, not a curated record